GUAUUUUUUUCCUCAUGUGAUGUUUCCACGGGACAAUUUGCAGAAAGUGCUUCCUGGAUUUUGUUGAGUCGAACCGGGACGUCAGUUGAACGGUGUCGCCUUACAGUUGCAACGAGAGGGAGCCGAAGAUGGAUGAGGACAACUCAAUCAAAAAAUGUAAUAAGAAAGACGUUGAUGGUCCUGUCUAUAUUGGUAGAGAAGAAGAUCUUAAAAAACAAAGAACAACAGCUAGAAUCAAUGACAGAGAAAUUGUUGUUUUGUACCAUGAUGGAAAUUUUUAUGCUAUGGAUUGUCGAUGUUAUCAUGCAGGAGGUCCUUUACAUCUCGGGGAAAUAGAGGACAUCAAUGGACAGGCGUGCAUUAUUUGUCCCUGGCACAAGUAUAAAAUAACUUUGGCAACAGGUGAAGGAUUGUAUCAAGCAGUAAACCCCAGAGAGCCAUCUGUGACUCCCAAAUGGCAAUCAAAAGGAGUGAAACAAAGGACGCAUCACGUUACAGUGGAAAGUGGAAAUGUUUAUGUGACUCUUUCUGAUACGGCUGACAGUAUAGAUUCUGAUUACUAUGCUGAAAAGACUAUAAAUACAUCUUUGAAAAAAUAGCUCUUUGUAUAUUUCAUAGUAAAUGAUAAAAAAGGAAAUAAUAAUUAUCUAAAGAAUAUUGUCCUUCUGUCUAAAUAUAAUUUUUGUGAUAUGAAAUUGAGCAAUGCAUGGUAAUAAUCUCUUUCUAAAAAGCCUUUAAGAGAGGUGUUCUUGUCUCUUGAGAAGACAAUCCAAGGGUAGCAUGGGGACAAUACACUGACACCCCAGAAGUAUUGAAUUUAUUAGAAACAUUACCUUGGUCUAGGUCAGGGAUCUGCAAUCUGUGGCUCUCCAGAUGUUCAUGGACUACAAUGCCCAUCAGCCUUGCUGGCAGGGGCUGAUGGGAAUUGUAGUCCAUGAACAUCUGGAGAGCCACAGGUUGCAGACCCUUGGUCUAGGUGAAGUUUGAAAAUUAUAAACCUUUAAAUGUUUUGAAUGUGAAAUGGUUUGAAAAGUAUGAUGAUAUUAAGAUAUUAUUAAUGCAAGCAGAGAAAACUAUUUUAUAUGCUAAGGAUACAAUAUUUUCUUUAUGGUUAGACCUUUUGCGCACAUUUGGACUCUUUAGGUCAAGCAUACAUUACCUUCAGAUCAAAUUCUAAGUUGGGCAUAUUUCCCCCUCUUCAGAACUGACCAUGUUACAGAUCAGAGAAGCCUCAGAGUUUCCAAGAGUGGGGAAAACAUGAGCCCCCCCCCCUGCUUAUGCAGGAGCAGUUUUGCUGACUUUUUCGGGGAUCAAUAAGAGCCUCUCCUUUUUAAAGCACUUUUGAUGUAUCCCAGAAAUGGUAGAUCAAAGGCAUGGCCUUUAAAAAAAAAAUUAAGGAACAGGUGGCAGAUGACCUCCUGAACCCAGAAACAUGAGAAGCAAGGGGCAGGCAAAAUGGCAGCUGGGCUUGUGGAAAAACAGUGAUGCACCUCCUCACAUGUAAAUAAGGAAACAAGGAGAGACCCCCCUGCGAAGCACACAACUGAGCAGAAAGCUGUAAGUGUACAAAGGUCCUUUGAUUAUUUUUGUUGAACUUUUCCCAAAUGAUCACCAGUUUAUGAAAUUAUCAGUGUCAUCUUAAACAGAGUUGUAACGUUCUCCCUAUAUUUAUAUAAAUGGCUUUUGGAUAUAACUCAGCUUACCAAUGUACUUUGAAUCUAACAGUUACUUAUGGGUUUCAUGAAGGAGAAUCUGGAUUUUUGCUACUUGUCAGAUACUCAGACUGAUUUAUAUGCUACAAACCAGUUACAGUCUUGAGAGCCCAGCAAGCAAUGCAAGCCUAGCUUCUUUAUUCUUUAUUCUACAUCCCCACAAAAGAGUAGCUCAAGGGAGUUACCUGGAACAAAAGCUGCUCUUAAGUCAAAAGACUCUGCUGAAGGUAUAUCGAGAACAAGCUGGGUUUGUCUGGCUUAUGUCCCCAUAGGUGAGGAGAAAUAACCAGUUUGUGUAUGUGGCAGUACUACUGUAACAUAUGCCUCUGGGAGGGCUAUUUAUUUGUAGUAACAGAGAGGUGUGUGUGUAUAUGUGUUUGUGGAUGUGAUGCUCUAGACUAGUGCAGAAAUUAAAGUCUGCAUGUUCUAAAGAGGUAAAAAUGGGCAUCUCAGUUUCAGAAAAUGGUGCAAGGAGAGACCUUAAAUGCACACUCUCACUUUCUCAUGAUAAGAAUGGAAAAAUAACUCUGAUAGUUCUGUCAAUGAAACUUCUAGCAUCUCAUCUGGCUUAGUAGUGAGUCACAAUUGCAAUGUGAAAUGCCACCAUGUGAUGCACUUGAUGUGGACGACAUAAUGCUUGGAAGCUGCUUACUAUGUAUAGUGGCUCAGUCACAUGCAGGCCCGUAUCCCUGGCAUCUGCUGGAAUAGGUAAUGAUAUUGUGCCAGAGUAUCUCAUAAAGAUUUUCAAAUGUUGAGGUCAUUCCAUGGAAGAGAUUUUCAGCAGGAUCCAUCUGUAGGCCUUCCUCUAAGGAAGAAUAUCUCUCCCUUUCUAGCUGCAAACAGAGCCCCUUUCUUCCAGUGUUCAGAACUUGUUAAUAGGAGAGUGUUUGUAAGCAACAAAGCCCCUUUCACACAUAAGCUUCGGAUAAGCUUGGCAAGUUUCUGUUGUGUAGGUGGGGCUUUUAAGAGCCGCAUGGCCUGCCCACACAGUGUGUGGCUAAUUGACUAGUAAGUCAGAGUUUGGAAGAAAAGCAUAAAAUGGCUCAAACUCCCACGUGGCUCUUCAUCUGAAGAGUGUUCUCUUCAGAUAGCAGUUCAGGAGCUGUGUCCUAGCUAGUGCCUGCUUUUUAAUUGUUACUUUUGAACAAAGCAUCUGGGAAAAUUUUGUGAAGUAAAAUAUAUAUGCAUACCAGAACAGUAAAUUAAGAGGCAAAAGUGUGAAGCAAGAAAACUAGGCAAGGUUAACUGGGAUAAGCUUAGGAGGUUUCUUCAGAAAGUAGAAGCAAUUUUGACACACAGCAUAUGAAGCCAUUUUGCUGUCAAGUUUUCCAGAAUGCCCUUGUAACUGUCAAUCAGUUGUUAAAAUGUUAAUCACUUUUGUUAGACAAAAUAGUGGUGGCGUAUUACAUACCCUGAUGUACAAUUAACUAGUUUUGUGAAACUUUCUUUAAAAGUUUGCUUUUUUUUGCUGAAGCAAGUUGAUGUCAACUUUUUUUAACUUACACUCAGUUCUGUCGAAUUGGUUUUCAACGUACUGGUGCUGAGGACAUUCAGGACCUUUGGUAGACAGUUGUGACCUAGUAAGUAACUGCCUUUAAAAUAAAAUCUGGAGCCGUAUGUACAUUCUGGCAAGUUACGAUUUCUAGGAAAAUGUUCAUGCAUCUGGUGAAGUAGACUCUAGUUGACAAAAGUUUAUGCCACAACACAUAUUCAGAACUUUAAAUGCCAUAAUUUUCUUUUUUACAGGAACAGACUAAUGUGGCUAUUUUUCUGAAAUUUGCUUUUAUAGAAUAUGGCACUGAAUUCAUAGUCUACACAAGGACAAACUGCUGCUAAGUAAGGAACACUGACCAAUAAAUGUUCAU
Messenger RNA from Sphaerodactylus townsendi, 3577 nucleotides. RefSeq names its product Rieske Fe-S domain containing (gene RFESD). The transcript has 4 exons. The record is from RefSeq and is a predicted model, not a curated record. NCBI's taxonomy places the organism in Eukaryota, Metazoa, Chordata, Lepidosauria, Squamata, Sphaerodactylidae. Gene Ontology annotation, molecular function: 2 iron, 2 sulfur cluster binding. The coding region runs from base 129 to 599 and encodes 156 amino acids.